Molecule: messenger RNA, 882 nt
Organism: Penicillium vulpinum
Lineage: Eukaryota; Fungi; Ascomycota; Eurotiomycetes; Eurotiales; Aspergillaceae
Product: SDR family NAD(P)-dependent oxidoreductase
Exons: 3
Coding region: 1-882 (293 amino acids)
Molecular function (GO): oxidoreductase activity, acting on the CH-OH group of donors, NAD or NADP as acceptor
Source: RefSeq, a predicted model, not a curated record
AUGUCUGAUUCCUCUAUUGACCCUGAUCAAUUUACCCGAAUGGGUUCGAUCACUGAAACAUACUACCGAGAUGUUUAUCCAGCCAUUGAGCCGACCAGGCCGGAAUUCUCCCAGACCGGCAAAGUGACUAUUAUUACAGGUGCGGGCAAGGGGAUUGGCAGGGCAAUUGCACGGAGCCACGCCCAAUCCAAUGUCAAGGGACUAGUUCUCAUCACUCUAUCUGAGUCAUCUGCAGAGGAAACCAAAAAUAUUAUCGAAGCAGAGUUCCCCUCAGUCGAGAUCCUCACACUUCCUACCAAUAUUGCCGACGAGAAGGCCGUGGCACGCACUUUUGAGGCCAUCAAAGAUAAAUUCGGAACGGCCAACACCCUGGUUAACAAUGCUGGAGCUUUUGCACCGGGUGCCACCAUUUCUGAAUCCGACGGGGCCACAUGGUGGAGCGACUUUGAGAUCAAUGUGCAUGGCACAUACAAUGUUACAGCGGCAUUCUUGCGUUUGAUUGCUCAGACGCCUGAGGUUAAGCCCACAGUGGUCAACCUGAUCAGCACAAUUGCGUUGACGCCCCCGUCGCUGAGCAGCUACUUUAUCAGCAAGCUGAGCGUGGCUAAGAUGACAGAGUUUGUCAGCGCCGAGAACCCCAAUGUUACAGCGUAUAGUCUGUCGCCCGGGAUUGUCCUGACAGGUAUGACGUUAGAUUCGUUCAAACCAUUUGCUAAAGACACCGCGGAAUUGACGGGAGCUGCGACGGUAUACCUGGCCGCAAAGCGUCCCGAGUAUCUCAAUGGCCGCCACCUAUCUGCUAACUGGGAUUUGGGAGAGUUGGAAUCUCGCCAGGCAGAAUUUUCUUCAUCGGACAAGUUGAAGGUCGGACAGUUUAUUUGA